AUGAAGCACUUCAAACCACACUGGCCUGAACAGAAGAAGCAGUUUACGCAGUUCACAGCCGGACUAACUAAUAAACUGUUCAUGGUAUCGUUAGAUGGCACGGAUGAGAAGUGCCUGUGCCGGAUAUACGGAAAGAACACAAAUCUACUGAUAGACCGGGACCAGGAGUUGGUGAACUUAGUAAGUCUACACAAGUCAGGCCUCUCACCUGAACUAGUGGGUCGGUUUAAUAAUGGCUUCUGCUAUGGCUAUCUCGAUGGAACACCUCUGGAUACCUCUGGUAUGAGUGACGAAAUCAUAUCGCCCUUAACUGCGAAGCUACUGGGCACGUGGCACCGAACGCACGUGUCUGGCGACAUGUCACCUAUGUUAUGGGAGACCAUUGAGCGAUGGCUGGAAUAUGCCACCCCGCGGGAAGAGGAGUUGCAUCCCAGGAAAGAGUCGGUGCAUGAUCGGUCCAAAGGAGACCUCUCAAUAGCCGACAUCAGAGCGGAGAUUGCGGAACUACGCUCGUAUCUGAAGCCCUUGAACUCGCCGGUGGUGUUCUGUCACAACGAUCUUCUGUGUAAUAACAUACUUUAUAACGAGAAAACUGAGUCGGUCGGGUUCAUCGACUACGAAUACGGUAACUAUAGUUACCGAGGGUUUGAUAUUGGCAACCAUUUCUGUGAAUUCGCUGGAAUGGAGGACCCGGUGGACUACUCACUGUUCCCUAAAGAAGACUUUCAGAAGAGGUGGCUGAGGAACUACCUGUCAGAAUAUCAGCCCCAUCGAGAGAUAUCUACCGACGACGUCGAGAAGUUGUACCGGGAGGUGAACAAGUUCGGACUGGCCGCCCAUAUCUAUUGGGGCGUGUGGGCUCUAGUCCAAGCCAAAUUUAGUGACAUCGACUUCGACUACGCAGCCUACGCGCAGAUCCGAUUCCUGGAAUACCUAAAGAGGAAGGAUGAGUUCCUAGCCCUGUAGAUCAGCUGCGCUAAAAACCCUAAAACGGCGUAAAGGAUUGUCUUAACAAUUAAAGGCGUAUAGGAUUGUCUUGACAAUUAACGGCGUAAAGGAUUGUCUUGACAAUUAACGGCGUAAAUGAUUGUCUUGACAAUUAAAGGCGUAAAGGAUUGCCUUGACAAUUAACGGCGUAAAGGAUUGUUUGACAAUUAACGGCGUAAAGGUUUGUUUGACAAUUAACGGCGUAUAGGAUUGUCUUGACAAU
This is a messenger RNA of Sphaeroforma arctica JP610, 1210 nucleotides long. RefSeq lists its product as hypothetical. Lineage: Eukaryota; Ichthyosporea; Ichthyophonida. Gene Ontology annotation, biological process: phosphatidylethanolamine biosynthetic process; phosphatidylcholine biosynthetic process. The transcript has 9 exons. Gene Ontology annotation, cellular component: cytoplasm. Gene Ontology annotation, molecular function: ethanolamine kinase activity; choline kinase activity. The coding region runs from base 1 to 966 and encodes 321 amino acids. The record is from RefSeq and is a predicted model, not a curated record.